Messenger RNA from Lymnaea stagnalis (great pond snail), 944 nucleotides. The record is from the annotation of a GenBank genome assembly. Lineage: Eukaryota; Metazoa; Mollusca; Gastropoda; Lymnaeidae.
AUGGACGAACGGUUUUUAAUUGAAGAGGCUUAUUCGAAUGGAGUUCUAUGCCUUCUCACGUGUACUUCAACUUUGGCUGCAGGAGUUAACCUUCCUGCCAAAAGGUUUGUAAUAUUCAAGCAUCUGAAUAGUUAAUUCAUGGUUGUCUUAGUCAUGAUUAUUACUUCAUAGUUUUUGAUGACCUGAUCCAUAACUUCAAGUUAUCAAUGACCCAUUCUGUUUAUGCAUAAUUGUCACUGUCAUGGUUCUUAGUUCUUGAUUGUCAAAUUCCUCUUUUUAAACCUAGUUAUCACUUUGUUAAAUGGAUGUCUGUUGGCAUUUGUUUCACCUUAUAGUAAUUGGUCUAAAACUGUUACUUUGAUUUUGCUCCAGGGUUAUCCUUAGGAGUCCUUACAUUGGUAAUAGCUUCAUCAAAUUCAGCCAGUACAAACAAAUGACUGGCAGAGCUGGCCGUGCAGGCAUCGACACAUCAGGGGAGAGCAUUGUUAUUGUUAACAGCAAAGACAAGAUCAAAGUAAAGUAGUCGGAUUUAAAAAAAAUGUUUAUUUCAGUUUUGAUAUAAUUUACUAAGCUUUAAUUUAUAUAUUUUUAUUACAUGUUUAAAACAUCAUCCUGAUCUAGAACGGAUUAAAUAAAUGAGUUUUGUAUCUAUAAUUCAUCAUCAUCAUGUCCCUUAGUCCUUGGACCGUUGGGGCGCCACAGAUGACAUGUGAACUAUAAUUAUAACAUAUUUAACUUAUAUUUAUACUGCAUUCAUCAUGUUAAGUUUUAAAAAACAACGUUAUUUAAAGUUCUAUAACUUAAAUAGAAGUUAUAACAAAAUUGUACUUUUGUUUUGGUAAUUUUAGGUGAAAGACUUACUAGGAGGUCCUCACGAUUACUGUCACAGCAGUCUAGGCUAUGAUGGAGGAAAAGGAGUACGAUGCCUGCUUCUUUCUGUAAUA